UAGGGGCCCACUGGUCACCUCAGUGCGGGGGGCCAACCUUUCUCUCGGGUCUCUCCUCAGUCAGCCAGACGGAGCGUCUGGCAGUGAGGCCGCGCUACCCGCCGGGGUCCUCAGGCCUCAGGCCCGCUCUAGUCGGCCCGCAAGGCGCGCAGCCGACGGGCCUCCCCCGCGCGCAGGGGUCGGAUGGUCUUGCCCGUCCGGGCGCGCGCGGGAGCGCCGACGGGCGGGGCCAGCGGCCUAUAAAAGCGGUUGGGGGCGGGGCGCACAGAGCUUUUCGGCGCCCGCGCUAGGACGUGGUCUAUCGGGUUGCUACAGUAGCUGCAGUUCUUCGCGUCCUCUCUGCGCUCCCGCCGCCGCCAUGGCCUGCCGGCCGCGAAGCCCCCCCAGGUGCGGGAGCCGCUGCGACAAUGACGCCAGCCCGCGGUCCCCCGCGAGAUGGAGCCUCGGACGGAAGCGCAGAGCCGACUGGAGGCGCAGGAAGCCAGAGGAUGCAGAGCAUGGCGAGCGCCGGGGCGCCGACCACAGACCCGAGAGCUUUACCACUCCUGAAGGCCCUAAGCCCCAUUCUAGAUGUUCAGACUGGGCAAGUGCAGUUGAGGAAGAUGAAAUGAGGACCAGAGUUAACAAAGAAAUGGCAAGAUAUAAAAGAAAACUCCUCAUAAAUGAUUUUGGAAGAGAGAGAAAAUCAUCAUCGGGAAGUUCUGAUUCAAAGGAGUCCAUGUCUACAGUGCCGGCUGACUUUGAGACAGAUGAAAGUGUCCUGAUGAGGAGACAGAAGCAGAUCAACUAUGGGAAGAACACAAUCGCCUAUGAUCGCUAUAUUAAAGAAGUCCCAAGACACCUUCGGCAACCUGGCAUCCAUCCCAAGACCCCCAACAAAUUUAAGAAGUAUAGUCGACGGUCGUGGGACCAGCAAAUCAAGCUCUGGAAGGUGGCUUUGCAUUUUUGGGAUCCUCCAGCUGAACAAGGAUGUGAUUUGCAAGAAAUACACCCUAUAGACCUCGAAUCCACAGAAAGUGGCUCUGAGCCCCAGACAAGCUCUCAAGAUGACUUUGAUGUGUACUCUGGCACACCCACCAAAGUCAGACACGUGGACUGCCAAGUGGAGGACGAGUUUGACUUGGAAGCUUGCUUAACUGAACCCUUGAGAGACUUCUCAGCCAUGAGCUAACUGUGCCACCUGGUGGUGGCCAGAGGAACAAAUGCCCCCACACCUGGUGGGAGGCCAGCUAAGGCCAAGCAUGUGUUGUGCCCUUGUACCUGGAUGGUUUCUUUGUUAAUAGCUCAUUAUCUCAUGAUGAAUUGUUAUUCCUGCCUUAUUUUCUUAAGAAAACAUUAGUUUUAUGUACCAGUGAGUGUAUUUUGCAUGUUUUAAAUUGUUAAUGGCGCUAAAUCCAAGGAAGAUUGAACUUAAAGCAAUUGUGCAACAAACUCAAUUGCUUAUUCUUAACCAUCCUCCAAGUUAAACUUACAAGUAUCCUUUAACAGGUUUUCCACAAGUAUUUUAGGCAUAAAUUUGCCACUUGUCAGAUGGGUUGUUUUGGAUUUAACCAUGAAUUCAUGGGACCAAUCUAAAGUCAGCCUUCUUUACAGGUGUCUGAUAAAGUAUUCUCAGUGUCAGACACCUAAAUGUCUUUAUGGAAACUUAGUGUUUGGCCUUUUUCCAGUAUGUCGAAGUGGGUUUUUUCCCUCAUACAGAGCUCUGAACAGUUAAACAUGUUAAAUUAAUGGGUUUUAUGUAAGUUAUGCAGUCUUAAUUUGGUACUUGUAAAUAGCGCUAGGUAGGCUCUUUAUCUAGAAUACUCUAAGAGUUAAGGCAGCAGAGGGAUUUAGAAAGAACUUUUUUUGCAAUCAGUUAAUUUACUAUGUAAAA
Propithecus coquereli (Coquerel's sifaka) is the source of this 1873-nucleotide messenger RNA. RefSeq names its product stem-loop binding protein (gene SLBP). Bases 359 to 1171 code for a protein of 270 amino acids. Gene Ontology annotation, molecular function: mRNA binding; histone pre-mRNA stem-loop binding. The transcript has 8 exons. The record is from RefSeq and is a predicted model, not a curated record. Lineage: Eukaryota; Metazoa; Chordata; Mammalia; Primates; Indriidae. Gene Ontology annotation, biological process: mRNA 3'-end processing by stem-loop binding and cleavage; mRNA transport. Gene Ontology annotation, cellular component: cytoplasm; histone pre-mRNA 3'end processing complex.